AAAAAAAGAGGAAACAACUAAAUGAGCACGUUGCCCACCGUUUUCCUCUUUCUUUCUUCAUCUUCCAAACAGAGGCAAUUGCAGGGCGAGCUGCGAAGUCCUCUAAUGGCGACUCCAGACCAUCCCCGUCUCGUCAUCCACAAUUUUCUCUCUCCGGACCUUUGCAAGGAGCUCGAGUUCAUACACAAGAGCUGUGGAACAGUUGGGUACAGGCCAAACGUGUUCUCGACCACUCUUUCUCAUCUCAUAGCUACUAAUUGCGGUCACCUGAUCAUGCCUUUCGUGCCCAUCCGAGAGAGGCUGAGAGAGAAGGCGGAGGAGUUUUUUGGUUGUGAAUUCGAGCUAUUUGUCGAGUUCACUGGCUUGAUAAGCUGGAUUAGAGGAGCAAGCAUUGGCUGGCAUAGCGACGACAACAGACCAUACUUGAAGCAAAGGGAUUUUGCAGCAGUGUGUUAUCUGAAUAGUUAUGGUGGGGAUUUUGAAGGUGGACUUUUUCACUUCCAGGAGUGGGAACCUGCAACUAUUGAGCCCAUGGCCGGUGAUGUUGUGAUGUAUACAGCUGACAGCAGAAAUAUCCAUUCUGUUGAUGAGAUUACUGAUGGAGAGCGACUGACUCUAACCCUAUGGUUUACACGUGAUGGAUCCCAUGACGAGGAUUCUAAACUUAUCUCUUUCCUCUCCCAGAGCCAACUAAAUAGUUCAGUUCACGAGUCUCGUAUCUUUCUACCUCUGCCAGCUUCUAGUAAAAUGUACUGGUUUCCUCCCAAUCAAGCUUCAACUUGCGAGCCAGGAUUUGACAUACGCCUUGCAAGAAUACACGUUCUUGGGUAUGGUCUUUGUCCUCCUCAAUGCAAGAGCUGCUUUACAGCAGUAGAUUCAUGCGAUGACUUCUCGGAGACACUGAUGGAACAACCAUUGAAACUAACAAGGGAAAACGAAUUAUUGGAUGUGGAAUUUGGCAACAUCUUACACGUUCUUCAGGUGGUUCAAUUUUACCAUUGGAAGACUUCCAGGUUGCAAACUUCUGAACAUGAGAAGAAAAUGAAAGUUGUGCCGGUAUCUGGAUCGCAGAGAGAGGAAAUCGAUAGGCUGAGACAAGCAUUUCUGACGGGCGAGCGACUGGCAGAGACUUUUUUCGGCAGCUUGUCUUAUGACGCGAGCAAGCAGCAGCAGCAUCCCUUCAACUGGACAGAUAGAGUUGUACAAAGAGGUUGCCUUUCCAACCUCAAGCUCCAUCAGCAUCAUUUCAUGGCAACGGCUUUGAAGAUACCGCAGCUGCUCCUUUUUCUUUCAUUGACAGCCGGUUUGUGGUGGUACGGCGUCUUCUCCGCGGCGGAGCUUCCGAGGUUUCAUCACCCGUCGAAGGCCGGCGGCUCGCUAAGCUUCUUGGUCGUCGGAGAUUGGGGGCGUAAAGGGCUCUACAAUCAAUCUCGAGUUGCUUUCCAGAUGGGAAGAAUUGGAGAAGAGCAAGAUAUAGAUUUUGUGAUCUCAACUGGGGAUAAUUUCUAUGAAGAUGGUUUGAGCGGAAUUGACGAUCCUGCGUUUGAGCAAUCUUUUUCUGAUAUCUACACCGCACCAAGCUUGCAGAAGAAGUGGUUUAACGUGUUGGGCAACCAUGACUACAGAGGCGAUGUUGAGGCACAAUUAAGCCCAGUUCUAAGGGAGAAGGACAAGAGAUGGUUUUGCUGGAGAUCGUUCAUUGUGGAUGCAGGGAUGGUGGAGUUUUUCUUUGUUGAUACAACUCCUUUUGUAGAUGGAUACUUCACAGAUGCAGGAGACCACACCUAUGAUUGGAGGGGAGUUCUUCCUAGGAAGCAUUACCUUUCAAACCUUCUAAAGAAUUUGGAUUUUGAAUUAAGGAAUUCACCUGCCAAAUGGAAGAUAGUCGUGGGUCAUCACACGAUUAAAAGUGCAGGCCACCAUGGUGUCACUCAAGAGCUUGUAGUUCAUCUUCUUCCAAUCCUAGAGGCAAAUAAUGUUGACAUGUACAUGAACGGACAUGAUCAUUGCUUGCAACGUAUUACCAGUUCUGAUGGUAAAAUUGAGUUUUUGACAAGUGGAGGCGGCUCCAAGGCAUGGAGGGGAGAUGUAAAAUGGUGGAACCCAGAAGAAAUGAAGUUCUAUUACGAUGGACAAGGUUUUAUGUCAGUUCAACUGUAUGAAGAUGAGGCCAACUUUGUUUAUUAUGAUGUUUUUGGCAGCGUUAAGCAUGAAUUCAAGGUUUUGAAACAGCUUCAUUCACCUAUGUAAGAUAAUGCCUUCAUUUGUAUAAUUGAUCAAAGUGAAAGAUUUCCACGAAUUCUAUACA
Molecule: messenger RNA, 2308 nt
Organism: Diospyros lotus (date-plum)
Lineage: Eukaryota; Viridiplantae; Streptophyta; Magnoliopsida; Ericales; Ebenaceae
Exons: 15
Coding region: 22-2250 (742 amino acids)
Molecular function (GO): L-ascorbic acid binding; acid phosphatase activity; ferric iron binding
Source: RefSeq, a predicted model, not a curated record